GCCUCCGCACGUUGGCCCGGCUGUGAUGGCCUCGUCGCCACCCCUGCCGUUCCUGCCGCCGCCGCCGCUGCUGCUGCUGUUGCUGCUGGGGGUCCCCGCGGUGGCGCGGGCGUCCUCGCUGGACAGACUCCCCGAGGGGGCGGCCGCCUGCCGGGCUGGGGACCUGUGCCCACAGGGGCCCCUCGGGAAGUCACAAUACCCGCCUGUCAACGUGAGCCUCUACUACGAGGCACUGUGCCCCGGCUGUCGGUCCUUCCUGAUCCGAGAACUCUUCCCGACCUGGCUGAUGGUCCUGGAGAUCCUCAACGUCACGCUGGUGCCCUAUGGAAAUGCCCAGGAGCAAAAUGUCAGCGGCAGGUGGGAGUUCACGUGCCAGCACGGUGAGCAGGAAUGCAAGCUUAACAAGGUGGAGGCCUGCCUGUGGGACCAGCUAGAGAGGAAUAUGGCCUUCCUGACCAUUGUCUGCUUGGAGGAAAUGGAUGACAUGGAGAAAAACCUGAAGCCGUGCCUGCAGAUCUAUGCUCCGGAGGUGUCCCCGGACACCAUCAUGGAGUGUGCAAUGGGGGACCGCGGCAUGCAACUCUUGCACAUUAACGCCCAGCUUACAGAUGCCCUGCAGCCGCGCCACGAGUAUGUGCCCUGGGUCGUCGUCAAUGGGAAACCCUUGAAAGAUCUGAGUCAGCUCCUAAGCCUCGUCUGCCACCUGUACCAAGGUGAGAAGCCAGAUGUCUGCCAACCCGUGGCCAGCUCCCACAGGGAACUCUGCUUCAAGUGACCGCUGGCGCCCUCGAAGGGAGCUGAUGGAGGAAGAGCCAGAGCACUGCCCCGUUUUUUCCGAUCCCUGACUCUCAGCGGCUGCUACUCACCAUCCGGAUAAUUUCUACACAUCCCACGAAGCCCAGACUCAGAAUCCUGCCCCGACAUCAAGACUCUUGCCCCACUGGUGACGGUGCUACCUUGAAACUAGUUUAAUAAACACUUCUGGAUGUUGUGA
Puma concolor (puma) is the source of this 994-nucleotide messenger RNA. It is a transcript of the gene IFI30, whose product is annotated as IFI30 lysosomal thiol reductase. Gene Ontology annotation, molecular function: oxidoreductase activity, acting on a sulfur group of donors, disulfide as acceptor. Lineage: Eukaryota; Metazoa; Chordata; Mammalia; Carnivora; Felidae. The record is from RefSeq and is a predicted model, not a curated record. Gene Ontology annotation, cellular component: lysosome.